AUGCGCUUGGAGCCGGCGACGCACGCGCCGGCCCCGCGCGCCUCGGGCACGCCCGAGUCGCUGGACGGGGUGGCUGGCGAGCCCAAGACGAGCACGUUCGAGAUCCCUGUGCCCCCGAACGGGGUGCUGACGGCGCGGCGCGAGUUUGAGCUGCCCCGCCGCCUGCUCGACACGCACGAGCAGCGGUGUGCGCGGCUACGGAUGCGUGCAAAGCCCGCGUUCUACCACACGAUCAAGCGCAACAGGUUCGUGUCGCGUGUGCGCAUGUACGGCACGACGCAGCCGUGCCAGUGCGACCCCGCCACGGGCAACUGCGGCGAGUCGUGCAUGAACCGCAUGAUGCAGAUCGUCUGCCACCCGCGGACGUGCCCGUGCGGGUCGCGGUGCACGAACGGGAGCCUGGGAAAGCGCCCUGCGCCGGAGCUGCAGGUGGCCUACUACGGCAAACGCGGAUUUGGGCUCCGCACGCCGGUCGCGGUGCAGGCCGGCGACUUUCUCGGCGAGUACUGCGGCGAGCUCAUCGAUAUCCCCGAGGCCGCGCGCCGCGUGCACGACUUUUACCAGCACACGCAGAACUACUACUUUGUGGACUACGACGCGUCGGCGGGGGAGAUGCUCGACGCAGGCCUCCGGGGCAACAAGAUCCGCUUUGUGAACCACAGCUGUGAGCCGAAUUGCAAGAUUGAAAAAUGGCUCGUCAGCGGCCAGGAGCAGGACCGCAACGCCGAGUUCCAGCUCGGCCUCUUUGCGAUCCGCGACAUUGCCGCGGGCGAGGAACUCUCGUACAAUUACGGCUGGUCAGCAUUCAAGGCGGCCGUCGUCGGCCCCGACGGCAAGGUCGUCGCCGCCGAAAAAUGCUACUGCGGCGCGCCGAGCUGCACCGGUGUCCUGGGACGGGGGCGGAAAGGCAAGCGGGCAUACGCGGUCGACGCGCCCAUGGCCCUGAUUCCCCCGGAGUCGUCCACGGAAAGCUCGCCGUCACCGGCACAGUCAUCGCGUGCGCUCCCCGACACGGACGUAGACACGGCCAGCGUGUCGAGCGGCGACAGCGUGCGUGCGUCGCGCCGCCGCAUGCGUGUCGUCCCGCUGCGGUACGCCGACCAGGACGCGCUAGACGCACUGCACGCCGAGGCAGCCGUCAUCGGCACCAGCACGCCGCCGCUGCGGGGCAGCGGACGUGGCCGCGGCCGCGGCCGGGGGCGCGGACGCAGCGUGUCUGGGCCGCUCGGACAUGCCGCACAAGAGCCCCACCCCGUCAACGGCCGGCGUGUCGUCUCGGAGCGGGGCCGCGGGCGCGGGCGUGGGCGUGGGCGCGGGCGAGGGCGCGGCGGCCGUGCGGCCAGCACGCAAACGAUGCGCGCUGCAGACGACGCAUCGGAGCGUGCUGCGUCGCUGCCCGAUGCCCCGCUGCUGGCCGCCCGUGCGCCGCUCGUGCCCUCGUCGCCACUCGCUGUGCGCAAGCCGCGGCGCACGAUCAAGCCCAAGAUUCCCUUUGACGAGACCGAGCCUCUGUACCGCCCCUCGGCGCGCGAGAGUCCGUCGCGUGCGAGCUCGUCGCUGAGCGACCUGUCGAGUGCGCCGCCGUCGCCCGGCUCGGACACGGGCGACUGGAAGCGUGUGCCCCGCGUGGUGCACACGCCGACGGCCGCGCUGCCCGAGACGCCGCCCGAUUCCGACGACUCGGCGCGGCUUGCGUCGGUGCCGCAUGCCGGCGGCGCGCUCCCCAAGCGCCCCCGUGGGCGCCCACGCAAGUACCCCCGGCUGGACCCCGACCAAGUCAAGCUGCGCAUCCCUGCGGCUACGAUGAUGUAUAUACCCCCCACCGACCCCCCCGGUGUGCGGCUGCCUCCGCUUGCGUCGCCCCCUGAUCCGCUGCAGCUCGUCGCCGGCGUCGCGUUUACGCUGACGCCCGACGAGCUCGAUGCGAUCGCCGCGCCCGAGCACCGGCGGCGUGGCCGCCCCCUCACGCGCCCCCUCGCUGGCGGCGGCUGCGCCCCCCCGGACGAGGAGGCGGCCGUCCGCGCCCUGUUGUAG
Messenger RNA from Malassezia japonica, 2034 nucleotides. RefSeq lists its product as uncharacterized. Bases 1 to 2034 code for a protein of 677 amino acids. Gene Ontology annotation, molecular function: histone methyltransferase activity; DNA binding; protein binding. The record is from RefSeq and is a predicted model, not a curated record. The transcript has 5 exons. NCBI's taxonomy places the organism in Eukaryota, Fungi, Basidiomycota, Malasseziomycetes, Malasseziales, Malasseziaceae. Gene Ontology annotation, cellular component: nucleus.